CUGAGUCUCAGAGAGGCAGAGUGGGCUCCAUCUCUCUCUGUCACGGCCACAAAUGAGAAGGGAAACUUAAGCGUGGAUCUACGGUCUCCAUCAGUGAAGAUGGCUCCACGCAUUCCUCCCUGGUUCUUUGGAUUAUCUCUUCUUGUCCUGUGGUCUUGUCAUCGGUGCUCUACCUAUCAGCUGCUGGACGAGCGGGGUUCUCAGAGCGCCUUUGACCUGACAGAGCUGAUCGGCGUCCCCCUCCCUCCCUCCGUCUCCUUUGUCACCGGCUUCGAGGGCUACCCAGCCUACAGCUUCGGUCCAGACGCCAACGUGGGCCGCCUCACUAAGUCCUUCAUUCCCGACCCCUUCUAUCACGACUUUGCCAUCACGGUCACGGCUAAACCGACCACACGUCAUGGCGGCGUGCUGUUCGCCAUCACAAACGCCUAUCAGAAAAUUGUGCAGUUGGGUGUGGCGCUGUCAGAAGUGGAGGACGGGUCCCAGAGAAUCAUAUUGUACUACACUGACCCGGAAAAUGAAGGCGGGACCCAAGAAGCAGCUUCCUUCAAAAUGGGAGACCUGACAGGAAGAUGGGCGAGGUUUACGUUGACUGUGCAGGGAGCAGAGGUGCGUCUCUAUAUGGACUGUGAGGAAUACCACAAAGUUGCCUUCACCAGGAGCGCGCAGCCUCUGACAUUCGAGGCCAGCUCAGGCAUCUUUGUGGGGAAUGCUGGUGGGACAGGCCUGACGAGGUUUGUGGGCUCUAUCCAGCAGCUGGUGCUGAAGUCAGAUCCCACCGCCCCGGAGGACCAGUGUGAGGAGGACGAUCCUUACGCCUCUGGAUAUGGGAGCGGUGAUUAUGAAUAUGGAGACUUGGAGCGAACAGACGAAGUGAAGAAGAUAGUGGAGGAGAGAGAAUAUACAAUGCCCUUCCCUGAGCUGGAUCCCACAUACAGCUCCCCUGUCCAAGCUCCUCCAAGUGGAAUUUCAUUCAGUGACGACGAAGACUUUGAAGAGACAUCUGGACAGGAGAUGGGGACAACAGCAGCAGCCGAGAGAUCACUUCACACAGCUGCUCCUACCUCCAAACCUGCCACGGUGUCUCCCAGACAGAAAGGUGAGCAAGGCGAGCCCGGUCCAGCUGGUCCUACAGGACCCCCCGGCCCUCCAGGAGGAUCGUCUGGAGAGGGAGGAGUCCCUGGACCACAAGGUCCACAAGGUCCACUAGGACCCCCAGGGCCCCCUGGAAAGCCUGGUGAAGAUGGAAAACCUGGAAGUAAAGGUGAAACGGGCCUCCCGGGUGCAACGGGAUUUCCAGGACUACAAGGAGAACCUGGUCCAAAGGGCGAAAAGGGUGAUCAUGGACUUGGACUGCCUGGUCCCCCGGGCCCUCCUGGCCCUCCUGGUCGCCUUAGCAAGUCACCCAUGAUCCUGGAGGGGUCUGGAUUUGAAGGCUUUGACAGUGACGAUGAGAUGAUUCGGGGUCCUCCGGGGCCUCCAGGUCCCCCGGGAAUACCAGGGCCCCCGGGAACCCCGUCGGAAGGUGUCCUGCCUGGGCCAACCGGCGCUCCUGGGAGAGAUGGAAAGGCUGGAGAGAAAGGUGAACCUGGACUGCCUGGAGUCAGUGGAAAAGAUGGCGAUCCGGGGCCUGCUGGGGAGAAAGGAGACAAGGGAGAAUCUGGUCCGAGUGGGCAACCUGGACCGAAGGGUGAUCAGGGUCCACCAGGGUUUCCAGGGAUACCAGGAACAACAGGCCCCGAGGGGCAUCCAGGUCCCAGGGGUCCUCCAGGCCCUCCUGGGCCCCCAGGAACCAUAGGAAGAGGAUUUGCCCCCUUGUUUGAGGACCUGGAAGGAUCUGGGAUGCUGGCUGGUAUUGAUGUCACAUCAUUCAGAGGUCAACAGGGUCCUCCGGGAAUUCCUGGACCUCAAGGACCCAAGGGUAAAGAUGGUUUAGAUGGCCCCCCAGGACAGCUGGGCCAAAAGGGGGAACCGGGUGUCAGGGGACCACAAGGAAUUCCCGGACUGGACGGAUUAAGAGGGGCCGAGGGACCAAAGGGGGACCAAGGAGAUUCUGGACAAAAGGGGGAGGCUGGACGGGAUGGUCAAAGUCUACCAGGCCCUCCAGGACCACCUGGACCACCAGGAACCAUUUUGAACCUUCAAGAUCUUCUACUUAAUGAUACAGAUGGUGUAUUCAACCUCUCAGGGAUUUUUGAAGCUCAGGGACCUGCUGGACCAAAGGGGGAUGUCGGGUUGCCAGGGUUACGAGGACCUUCAGGUCUGAAGGGUGAAAAGGGUGAGCCGGGAUUGCUCAUUGCAGCUGAUGGAGCCAUGAUGUCAGGCCUGGAUAGACCAAUGGGGCCCAAAGGAGUCAAGGGAGACAACGGUGUUCCUGGAGCUCCUGGAAUACCGGGGCCAAUGGGGCCGUCGGGCAUCAAAGGAGAAUUGGGUUUACCUGGACGACCAGGUCGUCCAGGGCUGUUGGGGCCUAGAGGAGAGAAAGGGGACGCUCGGGGACUGCCAGGACUUCCUGGUCCUCCUGGACCUCCCGGUCGGCCAGGAAUAUUCAACUGUCCAAAAGGGACUGUGUUCCCCAUCCCUCCCAGACCCCACUGCAAAAUGCCCCUUAAUCCCAAUGGAACGAUCACAGCUGGUAACUGCCAAGAAGGACCAAAAGGAGAAAAAGGGGAGAGGGGCCUUCCGGGGAUGCCAGCUCCAUCAAGUGGAUUUAUCCCCAGAGGAGGAUGGGUAAGGCGUCAUGAGGGGUUCACGGGGGAGCAGGGCAUCAAAGGGGAGAAGGGGGAAAAGGGGGUGGCGGGGCAUCCAGGUAUCCCUGGCAGAUCAGGACUGGUGGGGCCUAAAGGGGAUUCAGUGCUCGGUCCUCCGGGUCAACCAGGAGUACCAGGCCCACCUGGCAUCCCAGGCCUUGGCAGACCUGGUCCUGCUGGUCCACCUGGACCUCCGGGUCCUCCGGGGUCCCUCGGAUUGCCAUUGAGAUACGGCUCAGCAGCUCUGACCAUUGCUGGCCCUCCGGGGCCCCCUGGACCUCCAGGACCAACCGGACCUCCGGGAGGUUCAAGCAACUCGGCAGGUGUCAAAACCUUUUCGAACCGGGAGAGCAUGAUGCAGCAAACCCUCAGGGACGCAGAGGGGACUCUGGCCUAUGUCUCAGAAUCAGGAAGUCUCUUCCUCAAAGUUUCCCAGGGAUGGAAAGAGAUACAGCUCAGCAGUCUCAUCUACCUCUCCAGCAACAUUAUACCACAAGAUGAGCCUCGGGUUGCCUAUCACGUCAGAGGAGACACGAUGCAAAGAAUUCCUUCAAUUAAGUCGAGGCUCACCCUGGUGGCCUUGAAUCAGCCCCACUCGGGAGACAUGAUGGGGCUGGACAUGGCCGAUCGGAUGUGUUAUGAGCAGGCUAAAGCGAUGGGUUUGAGUCCCUUCUACCGCGCCUUCAUUUCAUCCCACAAGCAAGACCUGGCCAAUGUUGUUUAUCCCGGUUUCCGGGACAGUCUACCGGUGACCAACCUCAGGGGAGAUGUGAUGUUCCGGAACUGGCAGUCGAUUUUCAGCGGGAACGGGGGUGUAUUCAGUCCCAGGAUCCCCAUCUACUCCUUUGAUGGCCGGGACAUUUUGGCGGACCCUUUCUGGCCUCAGAAGAACAUGUGGCACGGCUCCACCAGCAGGGGUCUGAGAGCGGUGGACAAACACUGCGAGACGUGGCGAGCGGAUGACCUGUCCGUCAUGGGCCAGUCGUCCAACCUGAGCGCAGGCCUUCUGCUCGGCCAGCACACGCGAAGCUGCUCCAACGAGUUCAUCAUCCUCUGCAUCGAGACCAAUAAAAACCGCUAACUCAUCCCAAACGCCACCGUCGACCCUCAGACACGCCCGCAAAACAUUUGAGGAUGUUUUCAACACAUCGUUCGGUGCUCUGUGUAGCAUUUCGUGUGGUUUAAAAACCUCAGACUUCGUGGUUUACUUUUACAAAGAAGUCCCCUCGUUCCUCCUUGAUCAUUUUUCUUAUAAAGGAGGCUUAAAUACUCCUGAAUUGGUUCCUGGUGUCAAGCUAAGAUUAGGUGUUGACGUCCUUUGGUGUUGGAGAGCAGUUUAAAGAUUUUGGACCUGCUGGCACAUAUUUGGAUGUAGAAUAAAUCACAAAGGGGUGGGUGUGUUGCUUUUAAGAGGUAACGCAAAAAGCACAAUCACGGCAUGCA
This is a messenger RNA of Menidia menidia (Atlantic silverside), 4193 nucleotides long. The record is from the annotation of a GenBank genome assembly. NCBI's taxonomy places the organism in Eukaryota, Metazoa, Chordata, Actinopteri, Atheriniformes, Atherinopsidae.